Caenorhabditis sp. 36 PRJEB53466 is the source of this 7083-nucleotide messenger RNA. The record is from the annotation of a GenBank genome assembly. NCBI's taxonomy places the organism in Eukaryota, Metazoa, Nematoda, Chromadorea, Rhabditida, Rhabditidae.
AUGUUCGCACGCGCCAAAUUCGCCCAUCACAUCUAUCGACGGUAAGUUGGACCCACUCCCACUGGUGCUAGUUCCCGGCAAAUAGUCCCGACCGGGACCGAAACUUUUGUGCCAAUUGAAGGCUCACAAGGAGACCGGUAAUUGUGCUGUUUCUCAAAACAGGUACCAUGUAAAGUCUAGAAAAAGCAAAGCAAAUCCUGUGCGAGUUGUGUGAAGUAAAGAUGUUUUUCGACUCGGGACUUUUUUCAAACAUUUUAGCCUCCAGCAAUGUGAAAGUGGAUUACUAUCCUCUUCCACGUCGCCCUCUUCUUUACUUACACUCAGUACCAUUCUAUUUGUCCAAUGCUACCGAAUUCCUCUCCAAUUCUGUCCAUCCUACCGAAUGUGUCCGAAAUACGCCGAUCCGGUCAUUUGAUGCAAAGUAAAACGUCUAAAAUGGAGCAAAAGAUGGGUGAACGUAUGAGAAUCGCGCAAAGGUUUUCGAGAAGAUGCACUAGAAGCCAAAAUAUGCUCAACAGUCCUUGGGAGCAGAAAUAUCGAAAGAUGAGACUGUCCGUUAGUUAUCUGGAGGCGUUGUUUCCUGCGUCCGUUGAGCAAAUGGAAAACAUGAAGAGGGAUGAAGGGUGAGUCAAUUAACGGUUUUAUAGAUGAGAGAUUCGACUAUUCCACCUAUUAUCUUGUUGAAUGAAAAUCAGGGAAAUUGUCGACGAGUAUUGUAGUCUUGAUACCGUGACUGUGACUGCCAUAGUGAUGUUUGUCUGAAAGAAACGGACUCCCAGAACUCCCGUGUACUCCUCGUCUCCAUAUCCCCAUCUCUUUUUGUCUAUGUAAAGAGGGGGGGGGGGUACUCUUUGACUCGACUCUUACUCCAACCAAGUCUGUUGUCUCCCGAAAUGUCGAAGGGCGCCGAAAAGUUGCGUAUUUGUGGAAGAAGGAUGUGUGAAGCGAAGAAGAGAAGGCCCUCUCUCUCUCUCUCUCUCUCUCUCUCUCUCUCUCACACACACACACACACGCUCAUAUUCAUACCCAGAUUCCUCCGGGGACGCCGUCGCACUCAUGCCAAAUGCUGCUGCUGGGGGUGAUGCUGGUGGUGGUGGUGUCGGAGGAGAAGAAGAAGAAGAAGAAGAAGAAGAAGAAGGAGGAGAGAACGGAAAGUGGGCGGCGCCAGGUCAGCAAGAAAAGUCGUCUCAAGAAAAGAAUAGAGUAGGAGGCUCCUUGGCUCCUUUGCUCCUUCUUUACACUGAUUUUUGCUAGACAUACUCAUACAUUUUCGACUUUUUCCUAACUUUUUACUGGAACCUAAGCAGAACGUUGCUCACUUUUUUCGGCUUACCCCAUUCUUUGGUUUUAAUACACUGUCCGAAGCAGAUCUCUCAAAAAAGUCGGUGAACUUAGAAGGGAACAUGAUCUCGUAAAAGUCUCCUUUUCAACAUUCCAACUUCAAGUAUCCACCAAAAAAGUGAAGAAGAGUUCUAGUUCUAGUCCUAUUGAGUGCUCUCCUCCGCUCCAUAUUCGCUGCUCUUCUCGCAGCAAUCAGAUUAGCGUGUGUUUCAUAUCCGCGCAAGAGAGUCAGUCAAACUCUUUUCUCGCCCUCUUCCUUCUCCGCCGCGCCUCUCGACGAUAUGAACCGCCUUAAGGCCAUAUCUGAUUAUAUUUCCGUCUUCCACUCGACACUAUGAUCCUCCUGCACUUUUCUUUUGUGAAACGAUUUUGGGGGAUUGUGGCACAUAAACGUAUAAUUUUGGUUGGUCGCCUCGGGUCGGGCCUUCGAAUUAGCGAGAUUGCACACGAGACGAUGAUGAGCUCUAACCGAAUUCUAGGGCAAUAGUCUCACAGCCGCAAGCACGCUAGCUUUCAUAGUCUUUCAAGUUCAAUUUUGUACGUGUGAACAUCCUUCUCUCUCGAUACUCUUCAUUUGAUUGUUCUCUCAUAAAACACCGCCCAUAAAACUAUCCGCUAUCGGUCUUAGAUUUAUCCUCCGUCUCACCUCCACCUUGCACCACCCUUCAUCUUCUUCUCGACGACCGACAUUCGAAUGAGUCGGUUUACGUGCGGAUGAGACGACGACAGCCCAGUGAGAACGACGAGAACACCGACGAAGACGACGACCAUCAUCCGAACCACCCGACAUCUAGAGCUAGAAGACGAAGGAAGCGGGCAGAAGUCAGGAGUAGCAGUCGACGACGUCAGCGUCGCACGGCGGCCGUCGUCGGCGUCGUUGCCGCCAGCGCAGAGUCGUGUGCACCGAGCGUAGAAGAAGAUGUUGAACCCAAUGUACAUGAAGCAUCGGGCUUCGACUCCCAAUCCUCAAAUCUCAUACCAACCGUCGGCCUCUUCUCUUCACCGCCAUCACCGUCCCUCUUCGCCGGGCAUCUCGCUCGGUCCUCCGUCCUCGCCGCCUUCGUUGUAUAACCUUCAGCAGAUCGCUUCGGCGCCGGGUCUUGAUCAGCAGAAUAAUAAUAACGAUGUGGAGGAGCUCAGGUUAGUUGCACUCCUCAAAAAAAAAAAAUGCGAAAAUCAUUAAACUUGCACCCAAUAAGUUUCCACAAGAAUGCGCUGACGCUCAACUUAAAAAGCUUCUUGUCUCUUCGCCGAGGCGCCGCUACACCUACUGAAUAAUUCGGCCCUAAAACUGCCUCCUCACACAUUGCUUCUACUUCCCAACCAUUAUUCUUCUAAAUCCUCACCACCUAACAAGGUUCCGCUCCUCACACUGAAAAUGCACGUCCAAGGUCGACUGUCCGCCUCAUUCUUUGACGCGCCUUCGGCUUCCAGGUUCCGGCUCAGCGAGCACUAGUGAGUUGUCGGAUGACGUGUUUCGGUAGCAACUGACAUUACGUUGGUCCCGAGACAGGGAGUUUAUGACGGUCAAAAUGCGUAGUUUUAUUGCCGUGAGUGCAGAGGUGAAAAUAGAAUGGAUAAUCAGAUAGAUCGAAGGGAAGGGGGCACUAGAAUCUAGGUAACUAUGUUGUCCUUUUUCAACUUUUUAAAAAGGCAAUUUGUAGAACCCGCUUCUAUGAAAACAAACGCGUACGAGUCGCUCAGAGGGUGACCUAAUCCUCGCAGUAUGGUAAUAAUUCAAAAAUUUGGUGUCGAUCGUUUCUUCCGGACCUCCCUCUUCUCCACCCGUUUACUACUAAUGGCCUUGUGUGCACGGCUUCUUCUUCUUUCUCUCUCUCUCUCUUUCUCUUCCUUGCUAGGCCGUCCCGCCGAUACACAUGUUCCGGCAAGAGAAAAAGUGUCUAGUGAGUGAUGCGUCGAACUCGCACAAUAAUCCGUGCGCCCGACAACAUUUUGUGGCGUUGGAAGAGAAAGAGAGAGAGAGAGAGAGCAAAAAGAACAUCAAAUAAGAGGUUUUAACAUAAAGGGACGGAUGAUGAUGUAGAUAUCAGAAACUAUGGAUCACACACUUUGAUAGUGUCUUCAUAGGUCAUCCACAAUUGCAUCAAAGGCGGUAGUCGACAUGUAGAAGUGAAACAAAAGUGAAAUGUUUCAGUGCCGAACGACUCAACUUGUACCUGGACAAGCAAGAGGGAGAGAUCGAGAAUUUGGACGAGGAGGGCGAUGAGCCGGUCGAGAAGAAGUGGUGGUUGAGGACGAAACGGGUAAGUUCAACUGAACAGUCUCCCCCAAAACUCGUUUCAUUUCUCUUCUUUCUUUCGCUUCUUUUUUUGGCAUCUCACCCAAUAGUGGUGGUCUCGUUUGACCACACAAACUUAUCCCCUCCGCGUUUCACACAAACUGAAGAGAAUCUUCAGUUUUGCACCCCGAAAAAAUAAAGGGUCAAGAUGCGAGAGGGAGCCCCCCCCGGGGGACUAUCUACUCUUGGUAAAACUUGAUACCCCCCCUUCCCGAUAGUUGGAAGACGCAAAAUCAAGAAGUGAGGAGGAGGAGAUGUAGAGAAGUGACGUCUCUUCGCUCCUGGAGAAAUGCGUUGGACAAUCAAGCAAUAGAGGAGAGGGAUUGAGAAUUUGGUAUUAAAAAGCGAGUUUAUAUGUAGUAUAGGAAUACUGAACAUUAAGGAAAUAAAGCAAACUGAAAUUUGCAGUGGUUUCGAUUGGCACUACCUCAUUUCGGACUGGUUCUUCUGUCGAUUGGGUACACACUCAUCGGAGCGUUAUGUUUUCAUCACGUAAGUUCACGGCUACAGUGGUUUCUCCUCAUUAGCCAUGUUUUGCUUAAAUAAACCUAUACGGUUUCCCCCCCAACACCUAUGAUUCAGUACGAAAAACCCUACGAACAACAACUGCGUAAUGAAACGUCGCGUCGGAUCGGGGACCUCAAGAAUCGAGUAAUGGAUCAGUUGUGGCGGAUGAGCGGCAACGGCACCACUUAUGCCACGUGGCGACAAACUGCUAACGAUGGGUAUGUACGCUUUUUUCGAAAUGUUUUCCUGCAUCCAUCCACACCAUCAUGAUUUCAGAAUGGACGAGCUGAUACGAGACGUUUUCUGGGACUACACACGGAAUUACAUGACUCCAGAUGAUGUGAUUUAUGGUGAUGGGCCUGUGAAAUGGUCAUUCAUGUCGAGUAUCUUCUUCUCGUGGACCGCCAUCACUACUAUCGGUGAGCACUUGUUUCGUAACUUGAAGCCUUUUUGGAAGCAAAUUCGCAUGUUCAUGAUGAUUCACCUUCAAGAGAUAAGCAGCGAAACCAUAAGGUUCUGGCGAGCGUUUCGCGUCUGUGAAAGAAUCCAAUUAAUCUUUGCCUCGUUCCUCUCCGCUUCCUCGUUCUUCUCCUCCUUCUCCGUGACGUCUCGCGGGAACACUUUCCGUCGGAGCACUUAUGCUAUCUGACGCAAUCAUGUCUCGCAGAAGAAGCCGCCUUCGAGAAGCGAAAAGGGGAUGAAGGAGAAGAGAAACACAUUGACAUGCGACAAUAUCGGGCGAAUGAUGAGACCAUUUGAGAUGGUGGAAAGAUGCACUUGGAUUGUUGUCCGAUUUAUUUAAUGGCAUUGAGAUGGGAUGGUGGUAGGCAUUCUCAUUCUAGGACGGUCAACUUGGGCAGGAAAGGAGAGCGGAGAGGGAGGCAUUGUUAUUGAGAAGGAUUUCAGUUGAAUACAUAUGUAGACGUUUCAUACAUUCUUCAGGAUACGGUCACAUUGUGCCACGGACCGAUGAAGGACGCGUAGCCAUCAUCUUCUAUGCCCUCCUCGGAAUCCCGCUGAUCCUUGUCACCAUCGCAGACAUCGGACGGUUUCUAGCCAGUAAGUUCUUCUUCUUCUUCUUGCCGACAAGCCUCCUCGCUUUCACGUUCACAUGCUUUCAGCGUACAUCAUCAAGCUGCACCACGGCUACAUGGCACUCAUGUCGUUCAUCACCAACUCGUGUUUGAAGUGCAUUAAAUGGGCGUGCUGCUGGAUUCGUCUGCCGCGCCGACACAUUCCGAUGCCGACGUUGGAGUUGUUGCAGCGCACGCAAAAGUUGUAUCCGAACAACAACAAUCCGACGGUGGCGGCGACGGCGGCGAGUGCGGGCGGCGGAACCGGCGGCGGCGGCAGAAAGAAGAAGGUUCACAGGGAUAACGUCAGCGACGCGGGCACUUUUGAUGGUACGCUUUACCGCUUUCUCACUUUCUUUCCUACUCGUAUGCUUUCGUUACACGUUUGUCAAGCGAGCAUAACAUUCAAAUUGCAGAUAUCAGUGAGAUCAACGACGGCAGUGAAGGCGGCGAGAACGAGAACGAAGACGGUGACGAGGCGCAGCAACAGUUCGAAUCGCAUUCGCCAGAGAAACGAGUCUCUGUCUUAUUUAUUCUUCUUAUUAUGCUCGGUUAGUGGGUUAGCUGAUAGUGUGAGCUUAUAACGUGUGUUUCAGGUUACGUGGCGGGUGGAGCCUAUCUCGUUCGUUGGUGGGAAGAGUGGACAUUUUUCGAGGCGUUCUACUUUUGUUUUGUUACGGUUACGACUAUCGGUGAGCGAAUGACAUGCAUUUCUGUGCUAUGACACACAAAUUUAAGGGUUUGGAGACAUUGUGCCGGCGAAUGUGGAUUGGUUGCCGGCGACGUUGGCCUAUAUUGUGUUUGGACUGAUCAUCACCACUAUGUGCAUUGGUAAUUGGUUUUUUUUUUCUCUGGUUGCAACGUGUUUAGUUGGAGAUUGAACGUUUUCAGACCUGGUCGGUUCCGAGUACAUCCGGGACAUUCACUUCUACGGUCGAAGCCUCGGACGUCAGUUCAUGACGAUCGGUGGAAAAGUGGUUCACCUCGGCGAGGUGUUCGGCUACGUGGCGUUCCUCCAGAAAAACUACGGACUGACGGCCGAGCAGUUGACAAAACUGUCGCAACUGCCGGAGGAGUACCUCCUAGACUGCUUGAUCAACGGAAGACAGCCGGAUUUGAAUUGGAUCGGAGGACGGCCUUUCGUUCCUCCCGACAUCUAUUACUUCAAGUGGAUCGAGCAUCCGCGAACACUCUCUUUCGCGUCAGAUCGAGUAUUGCAGAGUAUGGAGAGCCUCGAUUUGAAUACCAGCAGGUUUGUUGCCUUGCCAGAAUUAAUGACGUUUUGGCACAUUUUUCGCUGACUUUGCUUUUUCGCCUUCGCCGCCGAUCGCCGCCUAAAAACCGCACUUCUCCUUUUGCGCUUUCUUGACCGUUUUCAGACAGAAUUGGUUUUGAGAAUGAUAAAUCACGUAAAUACAAGCAUUUUGAGCGCUCGAACCACGAAAAUUACCGAAAAGCAACUGAAAUUCACGCAGUUUUAGCCAAAACCUUCAAACGGAUAAAUGUGAUUUGCGACUUGACCAAAUUUAACGCUCUUGCGCUUAAAAAAUUUGUAAUAGCCUAUACAAUCGGUCUAUCGAGAGACAAAUGAGAAAUUAUCGGUUUUUCGUGGCUAAUCUAGCAAAAAACACAAAUUUUGCUGUUAAAAUUUGAAUUUCGCGUCAAUGUAUCGCUCUAUUGAACGGGGCGCACUUGCGCCCGUUGUAAGCUCUGGAGACCGUGCACACGCAGGAGCAUAAACGAACAAUUUGCAGAUGUUCCACCGCGCGAACGCUCACACCACGUGAAUACUACCAGAAGAUACUGUUUCAAUACUGCAAACAACUUCAGCCCGAAGAACCGAUCGCCGACAUCGACAACUGA